CACAUUUACCUACUUACUUUAUACGACUACCAACAUGACGAUAAAAUAUUAUAAUAUUCUAGAUGUUUGUCAAAUCAGCUUGAAAUCCAUCCGACAACGACCAACUGACGGUCUUUUGGGCAUGAUAAUCAACCUGACUUUUUUAUGCAUCACGGCAACAUCCAUCUUAUUAAUAUUAAUUCUAUUUUUCGAGAUUAAUGGAGACAUUGAUAAACUGGCUAAAGCUGCUGAGUCUUUGAGUACUUAUAGUCAAGUUUUCAUCAAAAUGGUACCUUUACUACUGCAUCGUAAGCGCAUUGCAAACCUCUUUAAGAUUACCAGACACUUCUGGAAUCCAGAGGACUUUCCAGAUGUCCUGCCUACUGCAGAAAGAAUAUACAAAAACACCUAUUAUUUUCUCUCCGGCUACCUAGUAUUAAUAUACCUCACUUUGGUGAUUUUCUACGUUCAACCAUUUUUUAAGCUAGAAUUGAUGAUGGUUUGCCAUGUACCGGAGCAGAUACCAUAUGCAUUUUGGAUAAUACUAAUUCUUCAAUACCCUACGGCGUUUAUGUCGGCAUCGUCGAUGGGUGGCUUUGAUACCAUGUAUGUUGCUUUCUUUACGCACUUGGUGGUUCAACUGAAGUGCUUGAACAGCGCCAUUAGAAACAUGAAAGUUGAUAGUCACGAUUUUAAUAAGACUUUGAAGAAAAAUAUUGACCAUCAUCGAUUUAUCCUGGCCAUUGCUCAAGAAUUGAUGGAUAUUGUUGCAAUUCCUUUGUUGGGGUUGUAUAUAUUCGUAACUUUUUUGACGUGCAUGGAGUUGUAUUUACUUUCUGACAGCUUUGGAAGUCCAAUGAGACUUAUUCUAAGUGCUUGCUAUUCCUUGGCAUUAUUGUUUCAGUUUGCUUGUUACUGUUUUUCAGCAACUGAGUUCACUGAAGAGGCAAGGCUUUUAAGUGAAAGUGCAUACGCCAGCAAGUGGUAUGAUGGCACACCAAGUCAACAAAAAAUGAUAGGAUAUGUUAUGAUGAGAGCCGAGAAAGAAUUCAAGUGCACUGCUGCAGAUUUAGUCGAAAUCAAUCUGCGUGCAUUCAUGAACGUAAUAAAAACAUCAGUAUCUUUUUAUACUUUGAUGAAACAAUUUAAAGAAGCGUAAAUUGUCAGGGUUCAUUUUUGCACGCUGAGCACUCGAUUAUUAUGAUCCACAGACGAAUGAAGAUAUAAUUAAAAUUCACAUAAAUUAAUUAGGAAUUAAGCAUUAGUUUUUGUUGCAAAUUAUUUUUAGGAGCAAUUGAGGUAUUUCACUUCGAGGGUUCACUCUUAAAAAUGGAAGAUAUAUUUUCGACUUAUUCUUUAAGUUUAAUGUAAAGCAAAUUAUGUAGAUAAACUUUAAUAUUUCAAUAA
Molecule: messenger RNA, 1386 nt
Organism: Dalotia coriaria
Lineage: Eukaryota; Metazoa; Arthropoda; Insecta; Coleoptera; Staphylinidae
Product: odorant receptor 49b-like
Exons: 6
Coding region: 35-1138 (367 amino acids)
Biological process (GO): detection of chemical stimulus involved in sensory perception of smell; sensory perception of smell
Cellular component (GO): plasma membrane
Molecular function (GO): olfactory receptor activity; odorant binding
Source: RefSeq, a predicted model, not a curated record